AUGUCUGAAAACAAGAAGGCUGUGAUCAAAAACGCAGAUAUGGAAGAAAACAUGCAACGAGAUGCGGUUGAUAUUGCAGCUCAAGCAUUGGACAAGUUCAACAUUGAGAAGGAUAUUGCAGCUCAUAUUAAAAAGGAAUUUGAUAAGAAAUACAACCCUACAUGGCAUUGUGUGGUUGGAAGAAAUUUCGGAAGUUAUGUAACACAUGAAACCAAACACUUUAUCUAUUUCUACCUCGGGCAAGUGGCUGUAUUAUUGUUCAAAUCAGGAUAA
Molecule: messenger RNA, 273 nt
Organism: Naegleria fowleri
Lineage: Eukaryota; Heterolobosea; Eutetramitea; Acrasida; Naegleriidae
Exons: 1
Coding region: 1-273 (90 amino acids)
Biological process (GO): microtubule-based process
Cellular component (GO): dynein complex
Molecular function (GO): dynein light intermediate chain binding; dynein intermediate chain binding
Source: RefSeq, a predicted model, not a curated record